Kogia breviceps (pygmy sperm whale) is the source of this 3195-nucleotide messenger RNA. RefSeq names its product OTU deubiquitinase 6B (gene OTUD6B). The record is from RefSeq and is a predicted model, not a curated record. NCBI's taxonomy places the organism in Eukaryota, Metazoa, Chordata, Mammalia, Artiodactyla, Physeteridae. Gene Ontology annotation, molecular function: cysteine-type deubiquitinase activity. Gene Ontology annotation, biological process: protein deubiquitination.
GGUGGAAGGUCCUCCUAGCCGGUUGAGCUGGUUCCUUUCAGCCACUGUGCUGGGUUACCUGGUCGUCAUGGAGGCAGGCUUGACUGAGGAGCUUGAUGAGGAGGAGCAGCUGGUGAGAAGGCAUCGCAAAGAGAAGAAGGAGUUGCAAGCCAAAAUUCAGGGUAUGAAGAAUGCUGUCCCCAAGAAUGACAAAAAGAGGAGGAAGCAGCUUACUGAAGAUGUUGCUAAGUUAGAAGCAGAAAUGGAACAGAAACAUAAAGAGGAGCUGGAGCAGUUGAAGCUGACUUCUAAGGAGAGUAAAAUAGAUUCUGUUGCUGUCAAUAUUUCAAACUUGGUUCUUGAGAAUCAGCCGUUUCGGAUAUCAAAAGCACAAAAGAGACGGGACAAAAAAGCUGCACUGGAAAAGGAGCGGGAAGAAAGAAUAGCUGAAGCUGAAAUUGAAAACUUAACUGGAGCUAGACAUGUAGAAAGUGAAAAACUUGCUCAAAUAUUGGCAGCUAGACACUUGGAAAUUAAACAGAUUCCAUCUGAUGGCCACUGUAUGUAUAGAGCCAUUGAAGAUCAACUGAAAGAACAGGACUACAGUCUGACUGUGGCUGCUUUAAGAUGUCAGACUGCUGACUAUAUGCAAAGCCACGUGGAAGACUUUCUGCCAUUUUUAACAAAUCCUAAUACAGGAGAUAUGUAUACUUCAGAAGAGUUUGGAAAGUACUGUGAUGAUAUCAUAAACACCGCUGCAUGGGGAGGUCAGCUUGAGCUAAGAGCCCUGUCUCACAUUUUACGAACACCAAUAGAGAUAAUACAGGCAGAUUCUCCUCCUCUUGUAGUUGGUGAAGAAUAUCCAAAAAGCCCAUUAAUACUUGUUUACAUGAGACAUGCAUAUGGCUUAGGAGAACACUACAAUUCUGUUAAACGGUUGGUGAACACAGCUAGUGAAAAUUGCAGCUAGUCUAUAAAAUGUUGCUGUUAUGUUUUAGUACAGUGUGCUGAUCUGAGUAUUAAUACCAAGUGUUGGAUUGUUCUAAAUGUUUCUGAAAAAAAACAACUACCUUAAAUCAGUUUUAUGGCAAAGCUACUAACAGUUUUUAAAAAAAUGUGUCAAAGAUAAACUUUCACCAAUGUCCCCUUAGUGGUGUUUUAAAAACAUUUGUAAGUCACUUGUGGAGAACAUCAUUUAUAGACCAAGAUGGUACCGUUUGCUGAUAUUUUUAUUAAAUAUAGGAUCCUGAACAUUCUGUUCUGUGUUGAAAUAGUUAAAAAAAUUUUUUUCUCCCUAUUACUGAAAGCUUUUGGUAACCGUGUCAGUGUAAUUUUUCUUGAAGAAGUGAAAUGACUCAGUCUCUUUGACAUUACAGUAAUGUGGUGAUGGUGAUACAAAAUAUAAUGAAUGUUUAUAAAUGAACGUGAUUGCAGUAACUUUGGUGUUGAUGGGAUUAAUGCUCUGACGCUUUUUAUAUAACCCCAUCAAAGUGCAGCUAAGAAGCUUGCUUUAAUAAAGAAUUUAAAAAUAUUUAUUCAGAUGGGAAUCAGUUGUUAUGUUUUAAGAAAUGAGACAAAUUCAUAGGUAAAUAUGUUUCCAAUCAGAUUUAAACCUCUAAAGAAGUACAGAUGUCUUUUAUUUGUAUAUAACUUAAAAAGACUCAGCAGAUUAUUGCCUUUCUAAUUCAUUUGCUAUUCCUUUCUGUUUCUUAACUUCAGAAUGGUUGUACCAUCAUUUCUUGAUUAUCUUCUGAACUAUAAAUUUUUAUAUUCUUUGUUGUGUUUUCUCCAUCAUUACUCAGCUGCUUUGCUUUCCUUGUAGUCUUUUCCACUAAGAAAUAGUUUUUAGUCUCUCUUAUUCUUUAACUUGUGAAAAUUGAAGGAGUAGCAAUAUAAAAGGGUCCAAGGCCAAAUUUACUACAAAUUCUUCCUCUUUUACAAUUUGUCUUACAAUAUCUCUCCCUUUGCUUCAUUCUCUAGGAUUAGAGAAUGCCUUUGUUAACUUGUUAUUUUGUUAGCCUUAUUAAUGUCACCUUUCCUCAAAUAUUUGAGAAUAUUUGUCUCAAGUAUUUGGGCAUUUUUUAUGUGGCUGAAAGCCACUGUUGAGCCAAGACUGUAUAAUAAAAUCAGUACAAUACUUUUCAGUUGAAUGAUUUGUCUAGCUCAGAUUUUAGAUUACUUGUAACAAUAUUCUAAGAAGAUAGUACCCAUAUGUACAAAUGUGUCUGAUAAUUUGUUAUGUAAGGGGGUAUUAUAAAAAUGAGACCUUUCUGGUUUGUUCUGUUUUUCUCAAAUAAGAAAAUAACUAGUAAGGUUUUGCAUCAAGUUUAUAAAAUUUGAAUUUUUUUCUUCAUGAAUGCAACUAAUUUUUAUAAGUAAAUAUUGGGUUUUAUAAUAUUAAAAACAGGGUAUCAGUAUCACAUGUCCAGCAGGUGACUGUGUGGGAACAUGGCAGGAGCUGUUGUGGUCAUCUAGAGCAAAUAAGUACUACAUGAAGGUAUUCAACUGCCAAAGAUUACAACCAUUCUGCUUUCCAAACAAAAUAUAUUCUGAAGGCUGCUUGCUUUGUAAUCCUUGAUCUGAAUUUUUUUGGGGGUCUGAAAUUUAUAAAAGAAUGAAAUUGUAAGAUACUAAGUAGCUUGGCUUUAUUUUGAAGUGAUCUGUUACUUUAAAAGAGAAGCAUUAAGAAGUAAUAAAACAAGAUACAAAGAAAUCUAGUUAUUAUAAAUUCCAUCUAUAUUUAAAGUAUUCUAAAAUAACUUAUUGGUAGCUAUUUUUUUUCUAACAGGAUGAGCAGAAUUUUCUUGAUUGUAGAUAUAUUUUUAAAUUUUUAUUAUUUUUUAUUUUUUAAAUGGCCAAUAUGGUAAUGAACAGGAUUUGUAUGGUCAGCUUCUCUUCUUUCUUAAAACUUGAGAUAAAAAUUAUUUUACCUGUAACCUCAAUACUAAAAUUAAAGUCUUUUAAAAAUGGCAGAUGUUAACUUAAUAGCAGCAUAUACUAAUUUAAUUUGCUGUAUGAUGCUGCUCUCUUAGGGAAGUUUGAUAAGCUUUCUUUUGUCCUAACUCAGAAAAGUAUAUGUUAGAGUUCUGGAAUAUGUCUUUAGCCAAGAACUUUAUCCACUUAAAUAUGUUUUUUAACUUAUAUAAAGCAAAAAAGAAUGUGUGUAACUAUAGUGAGCAAUAAAAUUUUGUUCAUAUUAUCUGAUGUUUGCUAAAA